AUGAAAUCGAAGAGAUAUACAAAAAAUAAGAUUCGGAAAAAAACCUCUCGCGUUCGGUGGACCCUUCAUUCUGCAUUCGGUUGUCCGACCCUUCACUCUGCAUUCGGCUGUCCGACCCUUCACUCUGCUUCCGAUGGUCCGACCCAUCACUCUGCGUCCGGUGGUCCGACCCAUCACUCUGCGUCCGGUGGUCCGACCCAUCACUCUGCUUCCGGUGGUCCGACCCUUCACUCUGCAUUCGGUGGUCCGAUCCUUCACUCUGCGUCCGGUGGUCCGACCCUUCACUCUGCGUCCGGUGGUCCGACCCUUCACUCUGCUUCCGAUGGUCCGACCCUUCACUCUGCCUCCGAUGGUCCGACCCUUCACUCUGCGUCCGGUGGUCCGACCCUUCACUUUGCGAUCAAUCCAAUCGAUAUUAUGUAA
This is a messenger RNA of Lottia gigantea (owl limpet), 423 nucleotides long. RefSeq lists its product as hypothetical. The transcript has a single exon. Bases 1 to 423 code for a protein of 140 amino acids. NCBI's taxonomy places the organism in Eukaryota, Metazoa, Mollusca, Gastropoda, Lottiidae. The record is from RefSeq and is a predicted model, not a curated record.